Ahaetulla prasina is the source of this 1598-nucleotide messenger RNA. It is a transcript of the gene PLRG1, whose product is annotated as pleiotropic regulator 1. The transcript has 9 exons. Gene Ontology annotation, molecular function: protein binding. Gene Ontology annotation, cellular component: Prp19 complex; precatalytic spliceosome; catalytic step 2 spliceosome. NCBI's taxonomy places the organism in Eukaryota, Metazoa, Chordata, Lepidosauria, Squamata, Colubridae. Bases 112 to 966 code for a protein of 284 amino acids. The record is from RefSeq and is a predicted model, not a curated record. Gene Ontology annotation, biological process: mRNA splicing, via spliceosome.
CCGGGUGACCGUUGCCGGAAGCGCCUGUUGGUAACAGUCCUGGUUGUGGUGUUAGUAGUUUCCGUUGAGGGGGGAAAUCAACGGGCGGCUUUACCGAGGCCGGCUGCCAUCAUGGUGGAGGAAGUGCAGAAGCACUCUGUCCACACUCUUGUAUUCAGGUCUUUAAAGAGGACUCAUGAUAUGUUUGUGGCUGACAACGCAAAACCUGUAUUAUUAGAUGAAAGGAGUCACAAAAUUAAGAUGGCAGUUAAACUCCGUACAGAGUAUGGUUCUGUGCUACAUAUGCCUGUAUUGAAAGAAUGUGUUCGAGAGAAGGGUCCCCAUGGCAUAGUAGAGUCCUAUGGACACAAGCAGUAUCUCCAAAAUCCAGGAGAAGAUAAUGAUUAUUUGAUAACAGGAACACAUCCAUAUCCUCCUGGACCUGGAGUGGCUCUGACUGCAGACACUAAAAUCCAAAGGAUGCCUAGUGAAUCAGCAUCUCAGUCAUUAGCUGUGGCACUGCCUCCUUCUCAAUCCAAAUGUGUCAGCAAAGAUAUAACAUGUGCCAGAGAUUUCUAUACAUUUUCUUACAGGUACACAUUUGCGUCUGGAUCUCCAGAUAAUAUAAAACAGUGGAAAUUCCCUGAUGGAAAUUUCAUCCAAAACCUUUCUGGCCAUAGUGCUAUUAUCAAUACGUUGGCUGUGAACUCAGAUGGAGUCCUGGUUUCUGGAGCUGACAACGGUACAAUGCACCUUUGGGAUUGGAGAACUGGGUACAACUUCCAGAGGGUGCAUGCAGCUGUACAACCCGGUUCUUUGGACAGUGAAUCUGGAAUAUUUUCUUGUGCAUUUGACCAAUCGGAAAGCAGACUUCUUACAGCUGAAGCUGAUAAAACUAUAAAAGUCUACAAAGAAGAUGAUUCUGCGACUGAAGAAACUCAUCCUGUUAGCUGGAAACCUGAAAUCAUCAAGAGAAAACGAUUUUAAUGAGACCAAACUUUCAUUGAUGUGCCGUAACCCCAAUCCUUUGUUACAUAGCUGAAACACUGCUAAAACUAUUGCUUCAGUUUGCAGUUUUUACAUUUUCUGAUUGCUUUCUUCUCCGAGUUUAUCUUUUCUCUUCUCCUAUAAUGCUUUCUUUUGGGAUUUAUCUUUUCUCUCAUCCUAGAAAAAUCAGCUGCAGCUAUUAUACAUGUCUGAAGAAAUCAGAGUACAUUACAUAAAAGAAUGCUGUUAACUGUAAACCAUUAAAUGUUUGCAUGUCUUUCUGUGUGGAUGGAAAGUAGUGCUCUUUUCUUUCUCCUUUCUUCCUCGGUGAAGAAGUAACGUUUGAAAUUUUGAUGAUUAUUUUUUUUUAAAAAAACACAUUAUAUACUACUCUGUCCUAGAACCCUGAUUGAUAAAAUUGUCAAGGGAAAACAAAAGCCAUUGUAGUAAUGAUUCACGUCCUUAAUACAAUGUGCUGCUUGUCAAGAUGUAAUCCAAUACAUUUCAUUUCCCCUAAAAUAGAAGAUUUAACUGCAGUCUCAUAUGUUGAAUGUGCAUCAUUCUGCUUGAGUCACGGUUCUAUUUUUGCCUAUCCCAUGUUGGAAUCAUUAAAAUUGUGUUAAAACAACCUU